Messenger RNA from Austrofundulus limnaeus, 4600 nucleotides. RefSeq names its product epidermal growth factor receptor substrate 15. Lineage: Eukaryota; Metazoa; Chordata; Actinopteri; Cyprinodontiformes; Rivulidae. The record is from RefSeq and is a predicted model, not a curated record. Gene Ontology annotation, cellular component: cytoplasm; plasma membrane; clathrin coat of coated pit. Gene Ontology annotation, biological process: endocytosis; endosomal transport. Gene Ontology annotation, molecular function: calcium ion binding; cadherin binding.
GUGUGGGAGAUCAGUGACCUUGACCGAGAUGGCAUGUUGGACAGAGAUGAGUUUUCUGUGGCAAUGCAUCUGGUUUAUAGAGCUCUUGAGGGUGAGCCCGUUCCCAUGUCCCUUCCUCCUCCCCUAGUCCCCCCCUCUAAGAGGAAAAAACCUGCGACCCCUCCCGUGAUGCCUCUGUUACCCUCGCCUCCCUCCGCCAAAGACGGUCGCUCCUCCCACUCCGGCUCCAAGACCAUUCCCCACCCUCCCAAGCCCAGUCCAGCUCCUGCCCCGACACCAGCAGCUGUCCCUUGGGUGGUGUUGCCAGCGGAUAAAGCCAAAUUUGACGAACUGUUCAGCAAGACAGAUGGAGACAUGGACGGCUUAGUGUCUGGUGCAGAAGUCAGAGACAUAUUCCUCAAGACUGGACUUCCUUCUGCUACACUCGCACGGAUUUGGGAGCUUUGUGACAUUGGAGACAUAGGGAAGCUGACCCGGGAACAGUUUGCCCUGGCGCUGUAUCUCAUCAAUCUUAAGCUGACAAAAGGCCUGGACCCACCGCAGAGUCUCUCCCCCGAAAUGAUCCCUCCUUCAGACAGACAAAACAUCAAACAUAACAAUGCUGCUAACCUGGCGGCCGACUUCUCUGCUAUUAAGGAGCUGGACACUCUGAGUAAUGAGAUUGUUGAACUGCAAAGAGAGAAAAGCUCUGUGGAAGAGGAGAUCAAGGAAAAAGAAGAGGCCAUUCGACAGCGCAGCACUGAAGUGCAGGACCUUCAGGACGAGGUGGCGAAAGAGAGCGAGGAGCUGCAGCGACUCCAGUUGCAGCGUCAGAAAGUCCAGGAGGCUUUAGGCGAGCUGGACCAGCAGAAGAACUCCUUGGAGGAGCAGCUCAACCACAUCCGACAGCAGACUAACCAAGAGACUCAACUUAUCACGUCUCUGCAGUCGGAGCACGAGGAGCAGGAGCAGAGGAUAUGUCAGUACGAGGAGGAGCUCGUCCAGGCUCGAGAGGAGCUUCUGGCUCUGCAGGAGGAGAGCCGGAGGCUGCAGGAGACGGUCCAGGCUGCUCAGGAGCAACUCACUCCACUUCAGGAGUCUGUGCGUGACUCCUUCACACAAGUGUCGCAGGUUCAACAGAAAGUCAAAGACCUGAAGGUGGAGGAGAGGUCGGUGACUGCUCAGCUCAGCUGGAAGAGAGCUCUCGAGGACAGCUCUCCUGUCAUGGUGAACGGAUCGUCAGGCCCCGCAGCUGAACUGGACCUCUUCAACGAGGACCAGCAGAAAGAGUUGAAGGAGGACGAGCCAGCCGCUGCCUGCAGUCAGCAGAAAGAACACUCAGAUACAAAGGAGAAAGAAGGAAAAGAAGUGAAGGAAGAGGAGAGCUUAAAGACUCUGGAGGAGGAAAAGCAGAAACCUGAUGCCUUUGAAGCUCUCUAUAAUAGUUUUACCUCAGCGGAUUUGUACAACUGUUUGUCGAAGCCUCAAGAGAGCAGUGUUGGGGAUAUCGCGAUUACUCCUGAACUCUCCUCUGAGAACAUCGAUGACGAAGAUGAAUCCCCUAAAGACUCCCCACUAAAGGUUGACUCCCCAGAGCCAGAGAGCAAAGCAGAGCCUACAGAAACAACCAGCUCCUCGACGCCUCCUCCACUCGAGCCUCGCUCCUUACCACCGCAGACGAGCCCCCCCUCCCUACCUGAGAUGAACUUCUUCCAUUCAGACCCUUUUACUGAUCAUGAUCCAUUUAAAGAUGAUCCCUUUGGAAAAACUGAUGUUGCAGAUCCUUUUGGAGGAGAUCCGUUCAAAGGCUCAGACCCGUUUGCUGCGGACUCUUUUUUUGCACAGACCUCCAGCACUACUUUUUCCUCAGAGGACCCUUUUUCAGUUCCAGCUGACCCAUUUGGUACUACUCCCGGCAUCCCAGAGCCAGACCUGUUUGCAGCCAAGAUAAACGAUACAGCUUUGGCCCCAGCAGCAGCUGUCCAGGAUCCGUUUGCUUCCAAAACCACCAAUCCAGCUCCUGCAUCCAAGGAUCCUUUCAGCUCCACAGGAACCAAGAAAGCGGAUUCAGACUUAUUUGGAGGCAAAGUGAAUACCUCAGGGGAAGUGGAUCCUUUUAGUUCACAGGAUGGAGGGAAAGAUCCCUUCAGCUGCUCUUCUCCAACUUCUGAUCUGGCUCUGAAGGACCCUGCACCAUCCAAUGACCCCUUCGCUCCAGGCGGUACUACAGUGAGCACCACCUCAGAUCCAGAUCCAUUUGCUGCUGUGUUUGGUAAUGAAUCAUUUGGAGGAGGUUUUGCCGAUUUUAGCGCUUUGACAAAGUCAAACAGUCCUGACCAGUUUGGCAUCAACAACAAAAACCUGUUCCAGGAUGACAGCCAGUCUACCAGCCCCGACGUGCCCCCAGCCCUGCCCCCUAAAACGGGUACACCAACCAGACCUCCCCCUCCACCUCCAGGUAAGCGAUCGUCCAUCUCUAGAACAGAAUCCUCCGAGUCCUUCCACCGACGAGGACCCUUCCUCCCACAAACUUCAGGAGACUUCUCUUCCUCUUCCUCCUCCUCCUCCUCCCUGCCUGCCAAGGAUCCCUUAGCUGACCCCUUCGCCCCUUCCUCCCCUCCUCGGCACAACCUGCGGGAAGUCGAUCGAUUUGCCAGCUUUGACAAAUAUCCGACCGAGGAAGACAUGAUAGAGUGGGCAAAGCGCGAGAGCGAGCGAGAGGAAAAGGAGCGACUUGCAAGACUCACGCAGCAGGAGCAAGAGGACCUGGAGCUCGCCAUCGCUCUCAGCAAGUCUGAACUCUCCUGAGGAGGUUUCUCUUCGUCAUAUGGGCCAACCUUGGCGCGGCACAGCCCGGCCCGGCAAUCACCAAAGCAAAAGCGAGGACUGAGUAGGACUGAUGCCCCGCCCCCUCCAGGCAGGAACUUAAAACUGAUGUCUGAAAUCGCUCAACUCUUUCUUCCCUCCGAUUGCUCGCUGACGUUUCAGAGCAGCGUUCUUUUUUUCUUUCAUCAUCCGGUUUGUCUCUACAGGUUUGACCGAAGAGGAGCACCAUGCCGUCUUCUUUUCUUUUUUUCUUUUUUUUUUUUUGCAAACCUCGCUACUUUAACUCUUCAGAAUGUAAUUUAUUUAAACAUGCACUCAAAACUAGAAUAAAACAGCCACUGUGAGAAGCACGGCUAACCAAACUCACUACACCUUAAAUCCCUCACUGUGACCAUUUCAUGAGAUUUUAGUCAACGUGCUGAUUUCGUAGAACUGAAAAUCCCCCAAACGUUUCUUCUGUUCUUUCAUAACUUAAAAAAACACCACACAUCAACAGCUAAAAUUUGUUUUUCCAGCAUUGUGCAGCAAAAUGUUAUCUGUUUUCACUAACGUGCUUCAAAAAGCAGCUGAGACUUUAUUUUCCCUGCAAGUCAAAUUCAUAGAACAGCUUCACUACAAUUAAAUUGUAGUUUUCUGUAUUUUCUUAUUUUUUAUAUUACUGUUAUUUUGUUUUGUUUUUUUGAGGCAAUAUGAACAAAAACUAUGCCAUGAUUAAACCACGAUUAGCAUUAAACCUUUAAGGAACACUACAGCAGAAUGUUCACCUUUUUAGAUAAACUCUAAAGUUCGGCCUUGUGUUUGAUACAUUAUUUGUCUUGAACUGUAUCAUUUCCAUUAAAUAUCUUUAGAUUUUUUAUAAAUGUGGCAUAUGAGCAUUAGCAAAUAUAAAUUUAAGCAUUUCAGCAGCAAUCCUGCGUUGUUUAUUGGCACUUCAGACGUCUAAUUAGUGUCCCUAAAGCUCAAACAUUUCUUUUAAUAUAAACCAAUUAUUAUGGGUGCAAUUGUCAUUUCAUUAUACAAAUUGGAAAUGUUCCAUAAAUGGUCCUUUAUUUUCCCCAACACUUGUGCUAACUUUACUUUUCUAGGAUAUUUUUCCUCUCUGAUGGACUCGAUGGAUUUCAGUCUCGUGGAAGUCAGAAGGGUGGUUUUCAGUCUGAGAAUUUUACUUGCAAAAAACUUCCUUAUGUUGAGGAUCGAGUCUCACGUUAAACUACGUCACCUUACCUUGCAGAGAGGAUAUACAACAGCUGCCUGGAUUGACUUUUUAUUAUUAUUUGUAGUUUGUUUGUGUUGCMCCCCCCCCCCCCCCCCCAAGGAAAAAAUGAACUGAUCUAUAGAAAGAAGAUGCAUUUGAAGGCCCCUGUUCUCGUCUCAUUUAUAAUACAGCACAACAUCAUGGAUGGCACUUGUCUAGUCUUCUUCUCUGUUCCGUUUUAAAUCUUGUGUUCCUUCUAAGCGAAACCAGUUCCUGUUCUUAAAACAGCACUUUGUAGCAAGUGCAGCAUCUCGUUAAAGUUUAUUGUAAAUUCAAGAGAAGAUUUGCAUGUCUGUCCUCCGAGCUUCUCUUUGGCAGUUCCAUAAAGGCCACUACACCGUUAAUGUUACUGUCCUCUAUACAGACCAACCCGGAACCACUUCAUGCUUGUUGGCUUACUCAUAAAAUGUUUUUAAAAACUAAGGCUAAUUGUAUUUUAUUUUGUUUUUUCUAACUUGUAAGGAAAAAAAAUCGUUAUUGGGAGGUUUUGCCAGACUCUGUAAUGCAUUUAACUGAAACUAAAUAAAGGUUAAAAUAAUA